Messenger RNA from Penicilliopsis zonata CBS 506.65, 1278 nucleotides. RefSeq lists its product as hypothetical. The record is from RefSeq and is a predicted model, not a curated record. Lineage: Eukaryota; Fungi; Ascomycota; Eurotiomycetes; Eurotiales; Aspergillaceae. The coding region runs from base 50 to 1147 and encodes 365 amino acids. The transcript has 3 exons.
CUUCGUAUAGAGCUGCCUACUAUUUAUUACUUGAGCCGUCGCAAACACAAUGGCAGCGGAUAUAGCGCCUUCACGUUUACAAGGUCGCGACAUUGAUCCGCCUUCUACCAAAACAUACACUAUAUACUUGAGCAAAAUUUCAGUUGCAAUGAAACUUAGAGUGCCCCAUCACUGCUUGACAGGCAUAGCUUCUGAUGCACCGGAGAAUGAGGGAUUUGAAGGGGGGAAGGAUCUUCUCGCCGACGUGAUCGAUGGUCACUCUAAAUUCCGGCUGUCCUUGCCUGGAGGACCUACAGACAAUGAUAAAGUCCUCCAGCAUGCCGAAAUGGAGGUCAAAGUCAUACGUCUCUUCUUCCCAACCAUACACAUUUCCAAAAUCUGUGUCUGUAUGGCAGCAUGGCUGGCAACGCUCUGCCAUAUUGAUGACGUCCUGGAAGAAAUGGACUCGAAUCGAGCUGUUUCCAUCUUGUUCGAGUUCAUGGACGUGAUACGUUACGGCGGAUCCCCUCCGUGCGAUGCAGCAUUGGAUAUUGAAAGGAAGAAUGUUCUUCUGACAGGGCAGCGCUUCCGGGAGCACUGCAGCCGUUACCUGCUAGAAAGCGAGAUAACUCCGUUUCUUGGAAAGAUUUAUAAUGUUAUCGAAGGUCUCCAGAGGGAGAUGUGUCUUCGUCAGAGUUUUCUGCCUUCGGAUCUGUCGACAUAUCUGGCCAUCCGUACUCGCACAAUUGGAGUGGCGCCUUUCUUCGCUUUGAUUGAACGCACUGAACUUCCGCCCAACUGCCUCGAUCUAAUCUCCGAUAUCCAAAACGACAUCAACCUCAUAACCGGUCUACAGAAUGAUCUUAUAGGAUUGGAAAAGGAUAUUGAGAAUGGGGAGAUGAUGAGUGCCAUAAACUUUGUGGGGGAUGGUAUCCCUAUCUACAAAAAGGGAAGUGAAAUAGGGGACAUAACAGAAGCUGUGUCUCAUAUCUACAGCAUUCACAACCAAGCAGUCUUCCGAGCAAUUGACAAGUUCAAGCAGCUCUCAGAGAUUGCAGGACCUCAUGCAUCGUCAGCAUUGGACGUCGCCAGGGCCCAGCUGACCUUGGCAGAGACACAUCUUAAAUGGUGUACAUCUUCUAAGCGAUACCAGGCUCAGGUACAGUAGUUAUUCACCAAUUACAUGCAUUCAAGCGAGAACUACAGGCAGACUGAAACUAUAUCAUUAUAGAAUUUCAAUUGGGGUUUAACUUGUCAAAUGAGACGCCUUUACUGAAGCUGAUGCUAGGAUCCAGCUCU